GAAGCAGUGUAUCGAGCUGGAGCAACAGUUUGAUUUCCUGAAGGACCUGGUGGCUGCGGUACCCGACAUGCAGGCCGACGUGGAGGAGAAUCACACAGACAAUGACAAGCUUCCCCGGCGGGGGCGUAAACCCGGGUCCGGGCGCAGGACAAACGGGGGAGUGAGCGGCAAAGCCAAGGACAAGAAGCAGUCGAGCACGGAGUCUGAGCAGGAGGAGGACUCUGAAGACAGUGAGACUGAGGAAGAGGAUGGAUCUCGAUCGAGUGUGGACAAACCAACAGAUCACAUUCAGAGCUCCUCGGAAGAGGCGUGCCUGCGCUUGACAGUGCCCCUGCCAGCCAUGGCUGUGCCCGUCUCCUCGCUGCCCGCAAUGCCAGUCAACACACCAGUCCCCGAGCCCAUGGCCAGGGGGGCAGGUGAGGACGAGGAGGAUGAUUACGAUUCAUAGCUGCUUUUAAGACGUCUUGUCUCCCAUCUUUCUCUUUUCUUAUUCGUUUGUGUUGUUGGUGGUGGAGGACCAUGGC
Messenger RNA from Callorhinchus milii (elephant shark), 524 nucleotides. RefSeq names its product DR1-associated protein 1 (negative cofactor 2 alpha) (gene drap1). The record is from RefSeq and is a predicted model, not a curated record. Gene Ontology annotation, biological process: positive regulation of transcription by RNA polymerase II; transcription by RNA polymerase II; negative regulation of transcription by RNA polymerase II. Gene Ontology annotation, molecular function: transcription corepressor activity; RNA polymerase II general transcription initiation factor activity; core promoter sequence-specific DNA binding. Gene Ontology annotation, cellular component: nucleus; negative cofactor 2 complex. Lineage: Eukaryota; Metazoa; Chordata; Chondrichthyes; Chimaeriformes; Callorhinchidae.